AUGAUCGUCAGCUUGACGGUCCGGCUGUUCGUGAUGCUCCCCUUGGGCUUCGGUUGGCCGUCGGCUUUCCAAGAGAGAUUUCUGGGAGCUUUGGAUGCAGAAGAUGUUUUCUCUUACUUUGGAACCAACUCGGUGUCUGAUGUACCUGAGUUUGCUGUUGCUGAGCCAACUUGCCCUUGCACAGAAGAACAGGUUGAGCUGGCAUCCUGUCGUGUUCAGCACUGCUCCAUUGAGGCCUGGGGAGUGCUCUAUGCCUUUGAAUUUCUCGAGGACCAUGCCCUCCUUUCCUCUUCCUUUGUGAGCCACCAAGUGGUGAACUCUUCCUUUGACUUGCUGAAGCGAUUCUCAGGCAACUGCUUUGCAGGUGGCAAUCCCCUGCAGCCUCCUGGGGCUACAUCUAGAGUCACUUACUGUGAAGGGCAGCUGCAAGGAGUCAUCGUUGCAGAUGAGGAAAAGAUUCAUAUCAGGCCUGUCAGAAGCAAAGAUGUGGCCCUGCUGAAGGAUCUUGGCUUCUCCAGACCCCACAUUCUCUUCAGAAGUGCCACAAGAGGGGAUAAUGGAGGAAGAGCAGGGCGGUGUCCUCGCCUGCAGAAGAGGGCUGAGGGAGCUGUCAAACAUCUGGAGCUGAUGGUUGUAGCAGGUCCAGAUGUUUACUUGUACCACAGAGAGGACACUGAAAGAUACAUCCUCACCAACCUGAACAUUGGGGCAGAGCUGCUGAGAGAUGCCUCCUUGGGUGCCCAUUUCAGGGUUCAUCUUAUGCAGAUGCUGAUUUUGAGAGAACCAGAGGCAGAGCUAAACAUCACAACAAACAUCACCUCCUCACUGAUCAGUGUUUGUGAGUGGAGCAAGAAGGUCAACCCCCAGAAUGACUCUGACCCUCAGCAUGCUGACAUUGUCCUCUACAUCACCAGGUUUGACUUGGAGUUACCUGAUGGGAACAAGGAGCUACGUGGAGUGACUCAGUUAGGUGGAGUCUGCUCCUCCUUCUGGAGCUGUGUUAUUACCCAGGACACUGGCUUUGACCUUGGAGUCACCAUAGCCCAUGAGAUUGGGCACAGUCUUGGAAUCCCCCACGAUGGUGAGGGGAAUGUGUGCAGCAGCAGUGGAUACAUCAUGGGUUCAGCAGGGAACCACAACAGCAUCGACCUCACCUGGUCGCAGUGCAGCCGGGAAGAGUUCCUGGCCUUUGUCAGCACAGGCCAAACAGACUGCUUGAAUGACCUACCGGACACAGAGGGCAGCAUCCCCGGGUGGAAGCCUGGCUUGUACUAUGGAGCAGAUGAGCAAUGUAAAAUAGCCUUUGGGAGCCUUGCCACAGCAUGCACCUUUGCUGACAGCAAUGUUGACACCUGCAGAGUGCUCUCAUGCCAUGUGCAGCCAGGAGACAAAUCCAGCUGUACUAGGCUCCUUGUUCCCCUCCUGGAUGGGACUGAGUGUGGAGUCAACAAGUGGUGCUCCAAGGGACAGUGCAGCUCUCUGGAAGAACUGAACCCCAUGGCUGUUGUCCAUGGGCAGUGGUCUGCCUGGAGCCCCUUCUCCUCCUGCUCCCGCAGCUGUGGAGGUGGAGUUGUCACCAGGCAGCGGUUCUGUAACAACCCCAGGCCUGCUUUUGGGGGGCAGGAAUGCCGUGGUGCCAGCAUCCAGGCAGAGAUGUGCAACCCUCAGGCCUGUUCAAGGAGCCAGCAGGACUUUAUGGCUGAACAGUGUGCAGCAACAAACUUCAAGCCACUGUAUGUCUCUGGAGAAGCACCAGCCUUUUACACUUGGACCUCUGCUGUUGGCUUUGCCAAAGGGGACAUGCAGUGCAAGCACAUGUGCAGGGCCCUUGGAAAGGAGUUCAUGGUAAGCCGUGGAGCCAGUUUCAUAGAUGGAACCAGAUGUGAGCAGGAUGAAGCUGAGCACCAUGAGCCUUUCCAUCUGUGUGUAAUGGGAAGCUGCAGAGCAUUUGGAUGUGAUGGUCAGAUGGACUCCAAGAAGAGACUGGACUCUUGCCAGGUCUGUGGGGGUGAUAACAGCACCUGCACCAAAGUGAGUGGAUCUUACACAGAAGGAAAAGCUAAAGAGUAUGUUACAUUUCUGUCCCUGCCUUAUAACACCACCUUGGUCCAUGUUACCAAUUGGAGACCUCUCUUCACACAUCUGGCUGUGAAGGUUAAGGGAGAGUACAUAGUUGCUGGAAAAGGAAAAACCUCCCUGAAUGUCACCUAUCCAUCAGUUCUGGAGGACAGCCAGAUCAAAUACAGAGUGUUUCUCACCAAGGACAACCUGCCAAGCCUGGAGGAAGUCCAUGUAGAUGGGCCAACACGAGAAGAAAUUGAAAUACAGGUCUAUCGAAGGUAUGCAAAAGAAUUUGGCAAUGCCACCAACCCAGAGAUCACCUUCAGCUAUUUCAUCCCCAAGGAGAAUCUGACAUAUUCAUGGAUUCCUCAGCUGGGACCAUGCUCAGUGACCUGUGGGGAAGGGACACGAGCAGUGCAUCACGUCUGCUUUGACCAGACAAAGAAUGAAACAGCAGAGGACCAGUGGUGUCUGGAGCUCCCCCAGCCCCUUGCAGAGCACAAGCCCUGUGCCAUGGAGCCAUGCCUGUACAGGUGGAAGAUAUCUCAGGUAGCUGAAUGCUCUGCCCUCUGUGGAACUGGAGUUGCCCAGCAGAACCUGACCUGCAUUCAGUUCUUUGAUGGACUGGAGACUGUUGUGGAUGACAGCUUGUGUCCAGCAGAGGAAAAACCUCUCUCCACUGUGCCCUGUGUGGUCAAUGUCUGCCCUUUAGGCUGGGACAAAGAGGAAGAUGGACACUUGCUUCAGCCUUCUGAGUCACCUGGGCAUGUCCAGCUGGAAAAUCAGACCCUCUUUGUCUGGAGCCCUCUGGCUGGAGAAUGUUCUGUGUCCUGUGGGAGAGGUCAAACUCAGCUCCAGUAUGUGUGUGUGGCUUUUGACACCAAAGAAGAAACCCAAGAAGAAAACUGUCACCCAGUGCCAAAGCCAGAGGGCAGGGUAGAAGUCUGUGAUCUCAGUCCCUGCCCACCAAGGUGGAAGGUGACCCCGGCUGGCCCCUGUUCCUCCAGCUGUGGGCUUGGCUUGGCUGUCCAGCUGGUCACCUGUGUGCAGACCCUCCAAGGCAAGGAGGUUCUGCUGGAGGAACAUUUGUGUCCUGUGGCAGAGAAGCCUCUUAGCAGUGUCCCCUGUGUCAUCCGCACGUGCUCCUACGAGUGGAGCUUCAGUGAGUGGACAGAGUGUUCAACCUCCUGUGGGAAUGGCAUUCAAACCCGGCAGGACUUCUGCCUCAACCCUCUGACCCGCAAGCAGGUGAACCCCACCUUCUGCAGGCACUUCCCCAAGCCCAUCGUGCUCCGUGGCUGCUCUGCAGGGCCCUGUCCUGAGCAGCUGCUGGGGCCCAGGUCCCGUGGAGCAGGCCUGCAGAGUGUGACACCAUCUGUGACAACCUCAGCUGUGACUGCCCCAGAGGCGAGAGACAGGGACCAGGAGCUUCCUCCCUCAGCUGUGCCUCAGGAGCAGACGAAGCCCAGUGCAGGUGUCUGUGGAAAGCUCUUCCUUAAUGCCACUGGGGUCAUCAACAUGACAGGCGUGGGGAGCAGCGACUGCACCGUGGCCAUCGGCCGUCCCCUUGGGGAGGAGAUCACUGUCAGUGUCCUGGAGAGUUCCCUCAACUGCAGUGCAGGCGAGGUGGUGCUGUUUUCUGGACGGAUGAUGUGGAGGACAGGCUGCAGGAAGCUGCCUCUGUCCCUGAUAAACUCCAGGACAAACACCCUGGUGGUGAAGCAGCGAGUUCUGCUGCCAGGCCAUGGGGUUGUUCUUCAGUACAACAGCAGAACUGCAACCAAAAAAUAUCACCAAGACUGUGACAAGCAGCUGUUUGGUCCCCAAGGUGAAAUAGUGAACCCUGUGCAGUUGCCUGAUCAAAGGCAAGGAGGAGUCUGCAGGACCUUCAUCAAUGUGGCUCCUCAGCAUCGCAUUGCUCUCCGUGCCCUCUACACUGACCUGGGCAAUGAGAGCAACCAGACCCAUUUUAAUUACAUCCUGGUCCGUGACGUCAGCACCAUGAGGACCGUGGUGUUCCGUGGCAGACAGCAGUUCCUCUGGCAGUCAACAGGAAGCCAGGCUGAGAUUGAAUUCCAUGACAAUGUGAAGGAUCACCAGAGCAGUUUCUGGGCUGAAUAUCAGGCUGUUGAGCCCAAGUGA
Molecule: messenger RNA, 4203 nt
Organism: Indicator indicator
Lineage: Eukaryota; Metazoa; Chordata; Aves; Piciformes; Indicatoridae
Gene: ADAMTS13
Product: ADAM metallopeptidase with thrombospondin type 1 motif 13
Exons: 29
Coding region: 1-4203 (1400 amino acids)
Biological process (GO): extracellular matrix organization; proteolysis
Cellular component (GO): extracellular matrix
Molecular function (GO): metalloendopeptidase activity
Source: RefSeq, a predicted model, not a curated record